Bolinopsis microptera is the source of this 702-nucleotide messenger RNA. Its product is annotated as protein MIX23-like. The transcript is spliced from 2 exons. The record is from RefSeq and is a predicted model, not a curated record. Gene Ontology annotation, cellular component: mitochondrial intermembrane space; mitochondrion. Bases 33 to 416 code for a protein of 127 amino acids. Lineage: Eukaryota; Metazoa; Ctenophora; Tentaculata; Lobata; Bolinopsidae.
UGUAAUAUAAUGAUUCCAUAUUUUAGGUGAACAUGGCGUUGCCGUGUGAUAACUUCUAUGAAUUUAAGAGGUUGCUGACGACGUUUCGGGACAAAGACGACAAGGUGAUAUACAACCUUAAUGCACUUCUUCCAACAGCAUCAUUUAGUGAUAAGGUAGAUGCAGCUACAAACUGUCAGAAGUUCAAGACAGAGCUGCUGGACCUGCAUCAACAAAGAGAGCAGAUGAUAAACAGUUGUCUGGAGUUUCAACAGAACAAACUCGCCUCCGCCUCAAACGAGACGAAGCGUCCCAUCCAGCGUGUUAUAAGAUCACUGAAGCAGGAAGCAAGCGUUGAAAAAAUUGUGAAAGAGAGGAGUAACGCUUUCUUUCAGACAAAAUGUAACCCUUAUAUGAAUUUUAAUGCAAGUUUGUAGUGCCUUAAUAUUCACAGAAUUAGAUUUGUCAAUUAAACAUGAGCUGUGCCUUCUUUUCCACUAACUAAUAUCACACGGCAAUGUUUCCAGUGCCUCCGGGGUCCUUUUUCUUGUGACUGUUGAAUUAUGGAUUCCUUGUUCAGAUAUAGCUUUAGUGACCGAACGUAUCUGACUACUUUAUAAAAUCCAGCUUUAAUUCUCGUCACGUGUUUGUCCCCAUCAGUGCUAAGUGUAUUACUGUGUAUUUCUAAAGUUCCUUUAGUUUAUUAAAUUAUUAAUUUUUACA